Molecule: messenger RNA, 861 nt
Organism: Fusarium musae
Lineage: Eukaryota; Fungi; Ascomycota; Sordariomycetes; Hypocreales; Nectriaceae
Exons: 1
Coding region: 1-861 (286 amino acids)
Source: RefSeq, a predicted model, not a curated record
AUGAAUCUCCUUCAAAAUUCUGCUGUUCGGUGUGACAUCGAACGGCAGAUAAUCACCAUUAACCUUCUUUCAUUCCUUGGUCCCGAUCCAGAGUCAAUUCAUCCCCUUAUCGAAUUGAUGCAGUCUGAUCCUUACAACUUUGCUGUCUAUAUUCGGAACGAGAUGUACUUCGAGAUGGGUACUCCCCUUCAAAAGAGAGGAUGCACGAACGCCGAUCUCCAGAACGACAUUGAGGUCUUCCGGCUGAAACGGGCAUCUCGCCAGGGCAACAUCUUCUUGACCUUGCCCCUAAGGCUGCCAAAAGCAGUCUCUGUGGAAUCAUAUGUUCUUCAUGCCAUAAAGCGUCGACUUGACCUUCCUAUAUUCAACCCUUGGGCUGACACGACAUCAAAGCUUAUUGUCGCUUGUGGCGUUGCCUUGUCACAACGAGGCCAACUCAUUGCCUACGACCAAAAAGCUUCACUUGCCGAUCACUGCUGGCAAGUACUUGAUGACCUGGAGACAUCUCCAUGUGCUACUAGCCUGCCAAACAACGAGUUGAAGGAUAUCCUCAUUGUCAUGAAGCGCAACUCGGACGUCCGAUUUGAAAAUAUCAACAAACAACUCUCAGACAUGCGUGCACACCUCGCUGUAAUUGCGAAUCAACAAAACCAAAUUCUUAUAAUGUUGGCCAGCAACAAGGAGGGUUCCGUCGGCUACUGCGAAGAAACGGCUGAAAUUGACCCAGAUGAUGGCCAACAAGUUCUUAUUAGCCAGUUACACGAUAACAUCUCAUUGGGAUUUUCGAAUUCGAGCCACCACUCACACGAAGCUCCGCCCAUGGAGCGCACUCCAAUUGAACAGCCAGCCAAGUUCGACUGA